AUUCACUGACCGCCUUCAUUAGUGACUUCGGUUUCCGAUACCGAUAUGUUACGUAGAUAUUUCUACAAAAGUUGUUAAUAUUGCUUGACCACGGUUCUCUAACUUUGCAUGACGUUUUUUUUAGUUUUUGAUUUCACUUUAAGACUUUCUCCUCCUCUACUUUUUCUUUUCUUUAUAACCUUUAGGGACAUUCAUAGCUCCCCGCAAAGCGACCUUGCUACUUGCCCAGGUGCACGAGCUUCACCUCGCUCUAACCACGUCGCCAACAGUCAAAGCAAAGCGAAACGCCACACCCCGAUACUCAGUACUGCGAGAGUCUUGGAGUCGCUCACAAUAGCACUGUCAAUGUAAAUUUGCCCCAUAUUUCUACGUAAAAGUUAUACAUUGCAAAUAUGAAGCGCUCACGCGAGCAUGAAGAGGACGAAGAGUCCUUGUCACCAGAACCCGAGGUUAGGAUUAGUUCGGAUAGAAUAUCGGAUAGGCCGAGCCCUCGAGAACUAGAGACACAUCCACCUACGAAAAUCACUGAGUUAGACGAGUACGCCGUCGAUGACGAUAGCAAUAACUUCGCAAUGAAAUGCUCUCUACCUCCGCAUCGAGAUAUCCUGUCGUUCAGGACAUAUGCGGAAUACGAAGCGCAUCACAACAGGACGCAUACAAAUCGAUGCGUAGAAUGCGGGAAGAACUUCCCAUCUGAACACUUGCUAAAUGUGCAUAUCGAAGAGUGCCAUGAUGUCUUCGCUGCCGUGAAGAGGGAAAGGGGUGAACAUACGUACUCGUGCUUUGUCGAGGGUUGCGAUCGAAAAUGUGGAACGCCUCAGAAGAGACGCAGCCACCUCAUUGACAAGCAUAUGUAUCCGAAGAAUUAUUUCUUCGCGGUUACCAAGGAAGGUGUUGAUGGGAGACAGUCAUUACUCCUCGAAGGCGGGCAUCGUCGACGGAGGUCUUCCACGACGACCAACGCUAGCAGGCCAAAGUCGGCCGGAAGAAGACAGAGUCUUCGGCAAACGGAAACCUCGAAACCCGUGACGGAGGAGCCGACGAAGGAAGUACCGAAAGAAGUAUCAUCCCCGGCUGAAGCCCCUGAUACUGAGAUGGACGAUCUGGCCGGUGCUAUGUCGGCAUUGCAAUUCAUUCCUACGACCAUCCGCUUUGGUCAUCGGAAAGGGAAAACAGGUUUUGCGAAACGAUAA
Annulohypoxylon truncatum is the source of this 1193-nucleotide messenger RNA. RefSeq lists its product as uncharacterized. The record is from RefSeq and is a predicted model, not a curated record. NCBI's taxonomy places the organism in Eukaryota, Fungi, Ascomycota, Sordariomycetes, Xylariales, Hypoxylaceae. The transcript is spliced from 2 exons. The coding region runs from base 393 to 1193 and encodes 266 amino acids.